UGAUUCUGAUAGACUCAGGAAGGUAACAUGGUGCUCUCUGCUGAAGACAAAGCCAACCUCAGGACUGUCUGGGACAAGAUUGCCGGUCGAGCUGACUAUGGCGCCGAAGCCAUAGGAAGGAUGUUCGAGAGCUUCCCCGCCACAAAGACCUACUUCCCUCACUUUGAUACAGGCAAGCACUCCCCCCAGAUCCAGGCUCAUGGCAAGAAGGUAAUUGAUGCGCUUACUGUUGCUGCAAACAAUAUCGAUGACCUGCCUGGUGCCUUGUCCGCGCUAAGUGACUUGCACGCCCACAAGCUGCGUGUGGAUCCCGUCAACUUCAAGCUCCUGAGCCACUGCCUGCUGGUGACCUUGGCUAGCCACCACCCUGCUGAUUUCACCCCUGCGGUGCACGCCUCUCUGGACAAAUUCCUUGCCUCUGUGAGCACCGUGCUGACCUCCAAGUACCGUUAAGCUGCCACCUGCUGGCCUUGCCUGCUGCCCAGGCCCUUCUUCCCUCCCUUGCACCUGUACCUCUUGGUCUUGAAUAAAGCCUGAGUAGGAAGAA
Molecule: messenger RNA, 547 nt
Organism: Mastomys coucha (southern multimammate mouse)
Lineage: Eukaryota; Metazoa; Chordata; Mammalia; Rodentia; Muridae
Product: hemoglobin subunit alpha-like
Exons: 3
Coding region: 28-453 (141 amino acids)
Biological process (GO): hydrogen peroxide catabolic process; oxygen transport
Cellular component (GO): hemoglobin complex; blood microparticle; haptoglobin-hemoglobin complex
Molecular function (GO): oxygen carrier activity; oxygen binding; haptoglobin binding
Source: RefSeq, a predicted model, not a curated record